Messenger RNA from Phasianus colchicus (ring-necked pheasant), 12899 nucleotides. The record is from RefSeq and is a predicted model, not a curated record. Lineage: Eukaryota; Metazoa; Chordata; Aves; Galliformes; Phasianidae.
AUCUCAGCAGAAGGACCUGGAAAGGGAGCGAUUUGGUUUGCUCUCUGUAGAUGUGUUAAUGAUGGGAAUCUUUCAAAAGUCGGCUUGCAAGGACAGAAGGACAAAUGCAAUUCUAGGAUGUGUAAAAUGGAAAUUAGGCACCGGGACAGAAACUGGAUUGCUUCAAAGAUGAGAAGCUGGGGUAAAUUAAGAAGUACCAGAUACCAUCUCGGAAAUACUGGAAUCUAAUAUCUGACAAUUACUUUGAGAAAAGUUUGCUGAGGGAAACCACAGGGUACUGCCAGCACCGCAUAGCUCUGUGCUCUAUGCGUUUUGUACAGAUUGCAGAUAAUUUCACAUUGACCCCUGUUUUAUAUCUGAAAAAAAUCUAUCAAGUUACUGUGUUAUUUAAAAUACCCCUGAAUGUUUCUGUGUCCCCCGGGGAUGUGGUUGCAGUGCUGUCUUUACUUCCCGUUUCUCCCUUAGUGCUCCAAAAUCCACAAGCUGCUGCUGUCCCAGACUGCUGUCUCUUCGGGGAAGCAGAGGAUGGGUUAGUGGGUGAAUUACAAAGUAAUUUGAUCGAGGGCUCUGAAGAUACGAUCUCUCCUCAGUUUUCUUCCCUUGUAAUGUCAACACUGUGGUUUUUAGAGAAUAAUACUUUGCACGUACGCUCUGAAGUUCCAGCUUUGGCUCUGACUUGUCCUAAAAACCACUUUGUUGGGUUUGAUCUGAUAUGGGUUACCAUCUGACAGCUCUUGUCCCUCUAAGAAACUCGUUUCCAAAUUCUCUAUUACAAAAGCUUGAUCAAAAGAUAAAACUUGAACUAAUAAGAUGAAUAAUUUACCAAGAUGAAAGAAAAAUGGAACGGGGCAAAGCUAAGAGCCCGAGGCACUGAUGCGUUCCCAAAAGUCUGUCUUGUCUGUGCUGACUCUUGCUGACCGUAGUGUCUCUCUUGUUACUGCUACUAUUACUGAAAAUGAGGCCGUUUCUACCUGAAAAUAAGAUUUGUCAAGGCUUAUAGAGCCAUUAAGGUUGGAAAAGCCUUCAAGAUCAUCUAGACCAACCUACCCUCACUGUGUGCACUGACCACGUCCCUGUGGUUCCUCAGCACCUCCUGGGAUGGUGACCCCAGCACUGCUGUGGGCAGCCCAUGCCAGCGCAUCACUGCUGUUUCAGAGAAGUCUUUCCUGAUGUCCAACCUGAACACAGCAGCUCAGUAAAAUGCUCAACCUGACGUGAGCAAGCGUUCACUUCUUGCACAGUGCUUCCCGCCAGCUCCUGAAUGCUGUGUGCUUUCCAUUCUUCAGGUGGCUGUGAUGUGAGACAACACGCAUCGUGGGUGCGCUGGGAGAAUCUAUGAACCCGCUUCUUGAAGGCAGGAGCUGCUGCACUGAGCAAAGGGCAGCCGGCUGUGCCACCACCGCUCGGCGCCGUGCCCGUCCUGCACGCACCCAGCUACCAGAAUGAUCGCUGCUCACAACAGUAGCCGUACCAGGUGAAGAGAGGAAGCACACAGCCGAGGUUCUUACCAUGCACUGAACAGCACGGCAUCACACGCAGAGUGCUGGGAAAAUGUCUGCUUGCAACACCUUCACUGAGCACGUCUGGAAACCUGGUGAAUGUAAGAACUGCUUUAAGCCAAAAAGCUUGCAUCAGUUACCCCCGGUGUCUGAAAAAAAAACCCUCUCACAUGACAAUCUGAAAACCAAUGCAAACCAAAGUAACGGCCAGCGUGGCAGAAACACGGGGAGUUUCCGACCGCCUGUGGCAAAGAAACCCACGAUAGCUGUGAAGCCCACCAUGAUGGUGGCAGAUGGGCAGGGCGUGUGCGGCGAAAUCGGCGCUCCAGAUCAUUGUGAGAACAAAUCGGUGCCCGCGGGUUGGAACCGAAACAAAGCUGUCUUGCACAAAAAACCACUGAACAAUAAUAAUGAAGAUGAAAUCGAGGGCUACAGCCACGUUCCUAGGCCUUAUGGCAACAGUGAUGGGGUAGGGAAGAUACCAAAUAAUAAUAAUAAUGGACUGACAGAAGUUUUGAAGGAGAUCGCAGGUUUGGAUACCGCACCUCAGCUGGCUGGAAGUGAAAUGAACUCGAGAGAAACCUUCUUGGGAAGAAUAAAUAACUGUUAUAAGAGAUCGUUAGAAAGAAAGAUUCCUCCAAGCUGCAUGAUGGGUGGGAUGAAGGAUUCUCACGGUAAGCACGUUAUUCUGAGUGGGAGCACUGAGGUCAUAAGUAAUGAAGGCGGACGUUUCUGUUACCCAGAAUUCUCUAGCGGAGACGAGAGUGAGGAUGACGCGUUUUUUGGCAGCAUGCAGGAAGAGCAUGAGAGCUGGGACGAAAGUGAUGAAGAAUUGCUAGCAAUGGAAAUUCGGAUGAGGGGCCAACCUCGCUUUGCUAAUUUUAGAGCUAACACUCUAUCUCCUGUUCAGUUCUGCGUUGACAAAAAAUGGAAUACCGUGCCUCUUAGAAACAAGUCUUUGCAGCGGAUCUGUGCUGUAGAUUACGACGACAGCUACGAUGAAAUUUUAAACGGUUAUGGGGAAGAGACUGUGAUUCUGUAUGGGCAAGAGAGCAUGCAGAGCAUGGUAUCUUCUGAUUCCACAUCUCCCGAUUCUUCUUUGACAGAAGAGUCUCGUUCUGGGACAGCCAGCAGCUCUUCACAGAAGCUCUGUAAUGGAGGAUUAUCUCCUAGUACUCCCCAGGACAUCAAAUUGAUUGAACCAGAAUAUGAAAGUCUCUGUGAUAGUCAGCAAGCGAAGGAUGUGUCAAAAGCUUCCAGGAAUGUUCCAAAGAGUCUAGAAACCCACAAGGCCGUCCUUGCUCUCCGACUGGAAGAGAAGGAUGGCAAAAUCGCUGUGCAGACUGAUAAACAAGAGAAUAAAAGUCCUUCGGAUGUUAGCGGUCAGGCAGUAACUAUAAAUUUGGUGCCUGUGGAAGAGCAAGCUAAACCUUACAGAGUGGUGAAUAUGGAACAGCCAGUUUGCAAGCCAUAUACCGUAGUGGAUGUAUCAGCAGCCAUGACUAAUGAAUGUAAGGAGAGUCAGACUGAAGCCUCAGAAGCCAAAAAUACAUCAUCUAACCCAAGUUCGCCGGUAACGCCAGGCACACCUAUUAAAUCCUCUGCAGCAUCACCUGCACGAGUCAAUGCCAAUCUGAAAAAAUCCAGUGCAAUCAGGUAUCAAGAAGUGUGGACUUCUAGCACUAGUCCAAGACAGAAGAUACCGAAGGUGGAGUUAGUUGCUAACAGCUCUGGACCUUCUGUUCCUCCCAGGAAGACAAGCCACAAGUCAGCUCCUACUUCGCCUACAGCUACAAACCUGUCUUCUAAAACGAUCCCAGUUAAGUCUCCCAAUUUAUCUGAGAUAAAAUUCAACAGCUAUAAUAAUGCCGGCAUGCCACCUUUUCCCAUUAUCAUUCAUGACGAGCCCACUUAUGCUAAGAGUUCCAAAAAUGCCAUUAAAGUUCCGAUUGUAAUCAAUCCAAAUGCAUAUGACAACCUGGCUAUCUACAAAAGUUUUCUAGGGACCAGUGGAGAGCUGUCUAUCAAAGAUAAAACUACCAGUGUAAUUAGUCACACUUACGAAGAAAUAGAGACAGAAAGCAAAAUGACUGAAGCUACAGGAGGCAAACCCACUGAAGCAAAGGGGGUGACGAAUAGCACUGAGUGUAGACUCGGUUCUGUGGCUCAGAAGGUGCAAGAGUUUAACAGCUGCCUCGGUAAAAGUCAGAUAUCACCACAGAGAAGUCACAGCUCUGACCACAGCUCCCCAUCGAGAAUUCAGAAGGCAGCACAAGAACCUGCAGAUGUGACCCCGGAGGCUUCUGCUCCCACUGGCAGCAGCAGCAGAGAGAAUGCAAGCACGGUGCUUUCACAGAUCGUGGCUUCCAUCCAGCCUCCGCAGUCUCCUCCAGAAACUCCGCAGGCUGGGCCCAAGUCUUGCAGUGCAGAAGAGCUGUAUUCCUUACCUCCUGACGCAGAUGCUGCUAAAAACACCCUUGUACGCCCUAAAUCCCUGUUUACAUCACAGUCUGAAGUAGAGUCAUCCAAGACCGCGGAAAGCACUGCCAUUAAAAUGCAGAAAGACACAGCUGCACAGCCAGUUGCCACCAACUCCCCAAAGCCAGUGAGAGGCACCCCGAAUACCACGAGUCCCAAAGCAGAACAGGCACCACCAUUCCCUCCUCCGCGGUCCACGUCUUCACCCUACCACGCGAGUAAUCUGCUGCAAAGGCAUUUUAGCAACUGGGCCAAACCCAACAGUCCCACCAGGUCGACAGAGGCGGAGUCCAUCCUGCACUCCGAGGUUCGGCGAGCUGCUGAUGCUAAACCCAAACGCUGGAUAUCGUUUAAGAGCUUCUUCCGCCGCAGAAAAACCGAUGACGAGGAAGACAGAGAGAAAGAAAGAGAGAAAGGGAAACUGGUGGGUCUGGAUGGAACUGUGAUACACAUGCUCCCCCCUCCUCCGGUCCAACGGCAUCACUGGUUCAGCGAGGCAAAAUCAGACUCCAGUGAGAAGCCAUCGAUUGUUUUCAUGUAUAGAUGUGAACCGACGCAAGCCGAACCAAAGGUUGACCAUCAAUACAAGAAUGGAGUGGAGUCUGCUAUCGCGGAUGUACUUGGAAAAGACAAAGGGGAAACACAGGAGAAGUCUCCAGAGAGCUCUGAGCAGAAAAUAACGAGCCAUCCAUCACCACCUCAGAUCCUGAAGAAAAUCCCCAGUCAAGUGCCCGAUGAUACCACGCUGGAGGACUUGUCCCCCCGUGUCCCAAGAGCCGUGUUUGUGAAGCAGGACAAUGGUGGCAGUGCUUCGGUCAUACCAGUGUCAGCUGUCCGUGCCCCGCAGGGGGAGGAAGACAAAGAAGAAGCUCCACAUCCUUCUGACUUGAAUCCUUGCAGUGCUACGUACAGCAAUUUAGGACAGUCCAGGGCAGCCAUGAUACCUCCAAAACAGCCAAGGCAGCCGAAGGGAGCUUUGGACGAUGCCAUUGCCUUUGGAGGAAUAGUAGAGCAGGAGGCACUGAACAACUUACAGCCAACACCACCUCCACUGCCGAAAAAGACGAUUUUGAGAGCUAACACAGAGCCCAGUCCCAGAGAUCUCCAGAAGCAAGCUCUCGAGAACAAUCUGUGCAUUGUGGCCAAUCCCACCUAUGACAUUGACACCAACUGGGAGGCGAGCAGCGCCUGCUCCUCGGUCAGCUUGGAGCUCAAGGCGCUGGACAACGAGUCGGGAGAUUCCUUGGACAGACCUACGGAAAAGUUAAGGACAACCACCUCAGCAACUAACAGUGUUUCCAGCCUAACCACUAUCAGUAUUAAGGACCGCUGUUCCAAUAGCAUGGAGUCUCUGACGGGGAGACGUAUCUCGCAGUCUAAGCAGAGCAGAGGUGUCCAGAAGCCACAGAGGCAAGCACUUUAUCGAGGAAUUGAAAAUCGAGAAGAAGUGGUAGGUAAAAUCCGAAACCUUCACACCGAUUCGCUGAAGAAGCUGGCACUUAAAUGUGAAGAUUUGUUCAUGGCCGGACAAAAAGACCAGCUGCGAUUUGGAGUAGACAGCUGGUCGGAUUUCAGGCUCACCAGCGACAAGCCAUGCUGUGAGGCAGGUGAUGCAGUUUACUACCCGGCUUCUUAUGCAAAAGAUCCUCUCAACAACUACGCAGUCAAGAUUUGUAAGAGCAAAGCGAAGGAGUCCCAGCAGUAUUAUCACAGCCUGUCUAUCCGGCAGAGUCUGGCUAUCAACUUUAACAUCCAGCAGGAUUGUGGCCAUUUCCUUGCUGAAGUGCCAGUUCGCCUCCUUCCGUGGGAAGAUACCGAUGCACCAGAGGUGGAAGAAGAGCAAGAAGAAGAGCAAGAACCUGAGCAAAAGAACGGAGGCUCUCCUUCCAAUCCAGAGGCUUCGCAGAAGGACAGCUCAAGUAACCAGGGGACCAUCAGCAAGCCACGCAGCCGUGUUGUAGUCAUCACACGAGAGGUGCCGUACUUAACAGUGGCAGAUUUUGUGCGAGAGUCUGCUCCUCGCCAUGCCAAAAGCCCAGAUUUAUAUGAGAGGCAGGUCUGUCUUCUCCUCUUACAGCUGUGUUUGGGCCUGGAGCACCUGAAACCCUAUCACAUCACACACUGUGAUCUGCGCCUAGAGAACCUGCUGCUGGUUCAUUCUAGACCAGGAGGCAGCCCUCUGAGCUCUGAGUCUGUGGAGCCCAGUCCCAACACUGCUUGCCCAGCCAGGUUAAUAGUGAGCAAUUUCUCACAGGCCAAGCAGAAGAGUCAUAUGGUAGAUCCUGAGGUCCUACGGGAUCAGUCCCGCCUGGCUCCAGAAAUUAUCACUGCGACGCAGUACAAAAAGUGCGAUGAAUUUCAGACUGGCAUCCUUAUCUACGAAAUGCUGCACUUACCCAAUCCCUUCGAUGAGAAUCCAGAGCUGAAGGAGAAGGAAUACACUCAUGCUGAUCUCCCCAAGAUCCCUUGCCGCUCCCUCUACUCUCAAGGGCUUCAACAACUUGCCAGCUGCUUGCUGAAUCCCAACCCCUCUGAGAGGAUCCUGAUAUCAGAAGCCAAGGGAAUCCUUCAGUGUUUGCUUUGGGGUCCACGCGAGGACUUGUUCCACGCUCUAAGAACAUCUUCCAACCCAGCCCGGAAAGAUGCUGUACUUCAGAACUGGCUGGACAUCAAAAGGACGCUGCUGAUGAUAAAGUUUGCAGAGAAGUCCUUUGACAGGGACUGUGGAGUGAUUCUGGAAGACUGGCUGUGUUGUCAAUAUCUGGCUUUUGCGACCGUAGACUCGCUUCAUCGCAUUGUGAGAAUCAUGCAGCGGCACUAGUUUAUAGGACCUGUUGCUUUUUGCGAAGCACCUCCAGCCCAGCCCUCACUCCAGCCUGCCCUAGGGCUCACACUUUGAACAAGUGUUUAAAAAAAGGCCUAGAUGUCAAAGCCAGCAACUCUGAGCAAAUAGGUUCUAAUUGGAGAGAUUGCCUCCUGUACCCAGUAUGACAGAACUUUUGCUUUUUUGCCAAGCCUCUUAGGGAUUCGUUUUAUACAUACGACUGCAUUUGGAUCAGACACUUUGUAGCUAGAUAAAUAUCUGGAUGAAAAGGAGAGCAAACUUCGAUACCACUAUUUCUAUAACUACAGUAAACAAAUUGCCCUCCUCUUCUGGGUAGUUUCUGCCAUUUCUGUAUGUAGCAUUGGUAGUGAAUAGCAGUGACCUUUAGCAGAGAUGAAUUAGUUGUAAAUGGGAGAUGGAUGACCCACAUUGCCCCACUGCUUUCGUUCCACAUCCCAUGCAAAAUUUCUUUUCACCUGGUCCCCCACAGCUGGGCUGGACUCUUCUUUCCUUUGGGCUCAACCAAACGGAUUCUCCUCUCUCUCUUACAUUUUAUGCCUUCUUUUUUCCUUGCAGGUGUGGUUGUCCUGCUGAUUGCACCCAUGUCAGCAGGCAGUAAGCAUCCUUGCUUUGUUCUCUUCCCUCCCCUCUGUCUGACACACUGCCUACCCGCAUCCUUUCUAAUCUCAUCCUUGAUUUCAGCAACGUUGCCUUAAUUGGACUGUUAUCCUUGGCUUAAGAGCUCUGCAUUAAAAAGCAGAAUAUGCACACUUAGUCUAUCCUGUUUCCCCUACUUGACGCUCACCAGUCUGGACAGCUGAUGUACUGUAGCUAUAACCACAUUUAUACCAUAAAAAUACAACACAUGGUGGGCAAUUGAAAUUCCCCUUCCAUCGCAUAAGGCACUAAAGCCUGACUUGAAACGGACAGGCCAUGUAUAAUCUUCUCUGACAAUCACUGCUAUGAAUUGGGGUUGAAAAUAACAGCCACCUCUUCUGUUUUAUUUUGGUUUGCUCUUGUCACUUGUGCCAUAUUGCAAAGUGGGACUGAAAUUGGCUCUGCUGGCAUGUUGGCAGGAGAUAGGAGUGUUUAGAGCUCGUCUGCGUGUAGCUAACAGGCCACAUGGAGACACUUUUACUGCAGACACAGUUCUCUGAUGGGUACAAACAAGGGGCAAAACCAGUGUUGUUUAAUUAUCGAGGGAGCUGUUAAGUUUGGCAGCCACAACUAACAGCGCCAUGAUCCGCUUUUCCCACAGCGGUGUUUGGCUGCACUUCUCUUGUCUGCUGUAACCAGUGUAUGCUCACGUUGCUAUAGACAACACCCUGAAAAUGGCACGCUGUCAGAAUAGCUCGAAGAUCAUUGCAGGCAGGGUUUGGGACGAGAGCAGGAAUUACUGAGAAUGAGAAGCAAAAUUUGAAAAAAUUCAACCUGAAGGAGCUUUGCAUUUUUAGAGACAUCUGCUGACUUCCUUCCCUGACCCAAUGGCUGUUUCCUCCAGAACCUCUGCAGUUGAACAGACGGUGUGUUUGCUCAGUAUUGCUAGGCUCUGAAUCGCUCUCUGAAUCGCUCUGAAGAACUCAUUUGGAUGUAGAGGAACAAGUGAUGCUGAAUAUUCUAACCCAGGUGAUGGAAAGCAGACAGCCCUAGUUAUGAGCCUGUGCUUCUCUUCUAUGGAUCUAUGUGCAAUUCUUGUAUGUAUUUUUUAAAGCUGUAUGUUACAGUGUUCACUUUACACACCAGCCUUUACCGGAUGCUAGAUCUGCAGCCCCUUCCUUUACUUUCCUGGCACAUAAAUGCAGCUAUCCAUGUGUUCCUUUUAUGGAUGGAUGUUUCAUUUUAACUGUUAAAACUGUGAGGAAUCAAUUCACUUCAGCCUUGAAACAAAUAGCCACUUUAUACAGCGUAUGCAUGCUUGGACCAGAUGCAUGGAAACGGAACAAACAGUCCUGCAGGCUUAAGGUCAGCAAAACUAGCUCUGGAUCCACACCAUUCGUUUGGAGGGGUUGAAAUUUCUGUGUUAUUCUUCUCUGGCAUCUCUCAGAGCUAAGCUGAGUACUGUGUAAGCCUACAUCGAUUGUGCUGUAGUAUGUAGACAGUCUCUGUGACCUUUCUCAAGACUUCUUGAAACUUCUGAUUAUUAUUCUUGUGUUUGAUUCACCUGUAUCAGUGAAGGAUCAGGCAAGGAUAAAGGGUAAUAUAUUUUCAUGUGAUAGAUAUUUUUUCUUUCUUUUCUUGGCAAGAAGGUAAGGAUGGCGGCAUUGAUGGGGGGAAAAAAAAGACUGUGCUUUAAAAGCCCAAGUGCAAUGUAUGUAGUUGAGAUGCUUCGCUACAUCAGGAAAGAAAGUUUCUAUACUACUGCCGAGCAGCUUGUAGAAGAACCUUCACAAAGAAUCACACACACAGGUUGGGUGCAGCCCUGCUUUACCUGGAGACGGGAGGGCAGUGCCCUCAGGGCUUACACACGCCAAGCACGACAAGCCGUGCAUCCUGUCUGCUGGCUGUUAGUCGCAGUGCUGAGCUGAGAGCAGGGCUUCGUGUUCUCUGUGGUCUGGUUUGUGUUUGUUUCAUAGUGCCUGCGCGCACAUAACUUCUCACCCAACUCCUGUAGGCUGUUGGAGCAGUUCUUGGACCACUUGUCAUUGCAUGGGGCUCGUUCCUUGAAGCCAGUAGGUUUCUGUGUUUUGGGAUUCACUUUCAUGUCAACACGCACAUGCAAAGUUGAAUUUUGAAUGUUUUACAACCAUACGUAUUUAAAGCAGCUGGUCCAAAGCCUUUGUAUCUCUAGCUAUCUACUUUCUGUUUGUAUUUUUUGUGAUGAACCAAUACUCAUUUUAACUCUGCAGUAUAAGCAAGCAUGGAUAGAUGUUCACUACCCAUCCCUUCUUGUGCAGCACUGGGUAAACUUCAGCAAUUUGUAAUGUUGUGUGUUUUUCUUUAGAGAAGUCAAACACAACCUGGCCUGAGGUAUUCCUUCGGGGAGCUUGAGGCUGACUUUGCAGGUGUGCCCAUAACUCUGAUGCUGGUAUGGUAAUGUUUGUGGUGGUCCUUCAUCCUGGCAACAGAUAUUGCCACGUAAAUAUCCAAGAAUGUAUGCAUUAAACUGAUUGUAAACAGAUCCUAAGAAUGCUACAGCAUAAUUGCGAAGCAAAAGGAAAAAAACCCUUCUGUUUGCAGUUGAGAUCCUGUGUAUGGCAGGAGCAAAACCCCUGGCUGUGCAUGUUUUAACUCACGUGGAUACGUGCACAGAUCUUGAAUUUUUUAGCAGUCGCACUUUCAGUUGAGCUCAAGAAAUAGGAAGAGCUGCAAAUCUAAGAUAACAGUAUUGAUUGUAAAUAUAUAUUUUUCUAUUAAUAAAAGCUGUCAGUCAGAUAUUUUUAUCAUGAACUCUAAAGAAUUUUCCAGUGGAACUAACUUCUGGAAAAUCACGUGCUUGUUUGAAGAACUUUCAUGAGUGGUUUCUGAUCUCAUUAGAGCCAUUAAAACCCUCUCUAAUGUAGCAGAGAGGGCACAGUGAUUGGAUUCACAACAUGUAGUGCCUUGUCCAGAAACUCAAACGAAGCCGGUCAGUUGGUAGAAAUCUUAUUCUUCUUGUAAUAGCCCUAUAAAUAAUACUGCCCACGUUAAGAUGCAGAAGAAAUAAAUAGAUUAAUAAAUUAAAUGCUGUACUUUGUACAAUACUGAGUUGACCUAUCCAAUAAGAUCUGUUUCUGAAGUUGCAGGCAGGUGAACAGGUUCUUCCCAGUUGCUUGUAGUACAGCGUCAACCUGAUUAACAACCAAAACUAUGGGCUUUCAGGUCUGGAACUGCAUCUGCACAGGGAGAACAGGACGAGUCAAUUGGUUAGACUGACGGCCACAUCAAAACAAGCCUAAUGCUUUGACAAUCUCAGCUCUAGGAGACGAGGAGCUGCAUUAGUUUGGAAGGAGCAGUGCAGGUAAGGUGUGCUGAUCCCGAGGGCAGUAGUGGAUGUGCUGCACACCGUGCUCUGUGGAUGAAAUGAACACCUCUGGUAAAAGAGGGGUUCUGGAAAACCUACUCCUUGAGAUGCUACGGAGGAUGGGUUUGUUCUGUCUUUCUUACAUUGGAAUUCCUUAUUCCUCAGAUCUGAUACGGUCAAUGUGCGUAACCAGGUGAAUAUGAAGAGAAUCUAUCAGCAAAACCUUACCUAGAAAUUUUCAGGAAUGAGAGAAUCCAGAAUCUUAUUUUGGAGCCUCAGCGAUGUCCAGUUCAGAGGCCUGAUCUCUCUUCAGCAUUCAGACAUGAUGAAACCAACAACACAAGCUGGGAUGCUUUGCUGCUGGCCUGCAGACAGGAACGCACAGCAUUUACUCAAACACUCCAGCUUAAAUCUUGUGUGCUCCACGCAUCCCAGCAGCCCCCACAAGGUAUGAAUGGAUCAUUUUGACAUUUCAACACAGAGGAGCUCCAACACAUUAGGAAAAGAUAUUAUUUAAAUAAAUCAGAUGUGUGUUAGUGAUCGACCACCUAGAGAAUUGAUUCAGCAGCUUUGCACCGUAGGGCCGUAACUUUAGCAUAUAAAAAUAGUAUUUGCUGCUGAAUUAAGAUGUAUCUGUUUUUCUCUGCUCUUGUGAGAGCUGAGAAGCCCCACUUAAGUUAAUAUAUGUUGUUUGUAGUAACAAAUUCAUGUGGAAAUAUAAAUUAAAUAGUUCUGGUUUUAUUUAAAUCAGUUGCAACUUUUCUAAGGGAUACGAUGGUGACUGAAUCAAACCAUUUAAUGCAAUCUCCUUUCCUCUUUACUCCAAACAAGAGCUAAAGCAUGUGCAUCUCUGUGCAAGCAGUGCAUGACCAUUUCUCAGCGUGUGAGCGGGCUGUGUGCUCAACUGUGGCUUUGCUAAGAUGCUCUUGGUUCUGCUACAGCUCCUGUAAAACCUACAGCACAAAGAGCCCUUCAGUGCACGGCACAGAGGUGAGGUGGUGAUGUGGUUAUGCAGUAACAUAACAUCAAAGAAGGGCAGAGUUAAGAGUUUUUAAUGCCUGUAAUAAUAGGCCUGUGGAGAUAUUCUGUAGACUGUCAUCUGGAUUCCAAACACAUUAAGGAAUACAAAGAAAAUGCUUUUCAGAAGAAAUUCUGGUAGACAUUCCUAUGGAUUUGACUAUUCACCUGGAUGCAGUAUUAGAAGGAUGGUGGUUUUGAACAGACGUAGAAUGUAAUUUAAAUAACUCCCUAUAAGCCUCCUUAUUGGUGCUCCACUCAGCAUUUAGUUGGAAACCACAGAAUGCUUUCAGAUCAAGCAGAGUCGCCAGUCAGAAAUGAAACACUCAGCAUACCUGUACAUAAGCAUAUUCCCACUCUAUAGAAUGUGAGGAUUUGGAUUGUACUUCAGAUUAUGAAGAUUUCCAUAAACCCAAGGGGAAAAUUUCAGGGAUUUAUGAGACGCUGGAAUUUAUUUUUUUUUAUGUGGAAGAAAUAUAUGUUCACAUAUAUACAUAAAUAUAUAUGAGUGUGUGCAGGCACAUUUAUAUGUAUGUAUGUAUGUGUAUGAAUUUUUGUAUCCCAAAAGUAUUCUUUGCCCCCUUUAAUCUGAAAAUAUAUAUAUUAUAUAUCGUAUAUAUAAUAUAUAUUUAAGGUUGUGUAAGUUUGAAUACAGUCAUUUCAGAAGUAACACCUCUUCAAAAAUGACCCAGCCUCUAUUUCUUUAUCAUUUGGCUUGUUGGGAUUGGAAAGUUUUGCAGUUGAAAUCCUUGGGUUUUUUUCUUUUAAAACUUAAUUAUGCUGAGCAUCAUCUAACAAUAUGUUCUUGUCUUUAAUAGAAGGGGAGAAAUUAUUUUUAAAUUAGGGGUUACAAAAUGGAUGAUCUUUUAUAAGCGAGAUUUCUUUAAAAUCCCUUGAAUGAGGGAUUUGUUUUUCUUGAAUUUGAACUCCAUUCUUGUGGGUAAUUUGUAUUUGGAAUUCCUGGUUGCAUUGCUUUAUCUGGUGCUUCAUAUCAACAUGUACACGUUUUUAUAUAAGUAUAUAAACUUCAAGCCUUCCUUUGUGAUCAGGGGCAGUUACACUCUGGUUUGCUGUGGUACUUUGCUGUGUACUCUGUGGCAUUCAUGUUACUGUGUAAAUAAACUAGUUUUAUUACACUCCA